AAACAGCCCAUUAAUUUUCGUGGGAGUCCCUCGGAUUGAUUUUUUUCGAGUUUGGUUUGUCAUGUUCCCAAAGCACACAGUGGGUUUCUCUAUCGCACACCAGACGGGAUGGGUCUAAUAGACGCGCCCACACGAGCCGAUAACGGGUUUAGUUCACAUCUCCACGGCGCGGUUAAUGGCCAGAUCGCCGGUAACGGAGUAGUUCAGUCUCAUGCGGAAUCCAACGGAGCCUCAACCGAGAAUGAGGUGUUCAAAAGGAGGAAGUCGAGCAUGCUACCGCUUGAAGUCGGGACGCGCGUGAUGUGCCGCUGGAGAGACGGCCAGUAUCAUCCCGUGAAAGUCAUCGAACGCCGGAAAGUACCAUCUGUCGGAAACAAUGACUACGAAUACUACGUUCACUACACAGAAUUCAAUAGGAGACUUGAUGAAUGGGUUAAGCUUGAGCAGCUUGAUCUGGAUUCUGUGGAGACUGUUGUGGACGAGAAGGUGGAGGACAAGGUAACAAGCUUGAAAAUGACACGCCAUCAAAAGCGUAAGAUUGACGAGACACAGGUGGAGGGUCAUGAAGAACUUGACGCUGCUAGCCUGAGAGAACAUGAAGAGUUCACAAAAGUUAAGAAUAUUGCAACGAUUGAACUUGGGCGGUAUGAGAUUGAGACAUGGUAUUUCUCCCCAUUUCCCCCAGAAUACAAUGAUUGUACGAAGCUGUUCUUCUGUGAAUUUUGUCUCAAUUUCAUGAAGCGAAAAGAACAACUUCAGAGGCAUAUGAGAAAAUGUGAUCUGAAGCAUCCUCCUGGAGAUGAGAUUUAUCGAAGUGGUACCCUGUCAAUGUUUGAGGUUGACGGAAAAAAGAAUAAAGUUUAUGGACAGAAUCUGUGCUACCUGGCAAAGUUAUUUUUGGACCACAAGACCCUUUACUAUGAUGUUGACCUCUUUCUCUUUUAUGUACUUUGUGAAUGUGAUGACCGUGGGUGCCAUAUGGUGGGAUAUUUUUCAAAGGAAAAGCAUUCCGAGGAGUCCUACAAUUUGGCAUGUAUCCUUACUCUGCCACCUUAUCAGAGAAAAGGAUAUGGGAAAUUCUUAAUUGCAUUCUCAUAUGAACUUUCUAAGAAAGAAGGUAAAGUCGGAACGCCAGAAAGACCCCUUUCUGACCUAGGUAUGCUAAGCUACCGGGGAUACUGGACUCGCGUCCUCCUGGACAUAUUGAAAAAACAUAAAGGCAACAUUUCCAUCAAGGAGCUUAGUGAUAUGACUGCAAUCAAGGCAGAAGACAUUCUAAGCACCCUUCAGGCCCUGGAGCUAAUUCAGUACCGAAAGGGGCAACAUGUCAUCUGCGCAGACCCUAAAGUCUUGGAUCGACACCUAAAGGCUGCUGGCAGAGGUGGUUUGGAAGUGGAUGUCAGCAAACUGAUAUGGACUCCAUAUAAAGAGCAGAGCUGAUUUUAAGAAUAGCACUCCCUUUAGCACCCAUUUCUCUCUUUUAGGAAGCUAUGUACAUGGUUAGGUGUAACAUACCGACUCUCUUGCUUCAAGGUUUUUGCAACACAACAGAGUGACAGACUGAUCGAUCUACAACAUGACAAGUGAUGUUUUAUACCAUGGGAAUCACUCAUCUUAUAGGCAGCGCUCUCAUCUAACUGUGUAUAUCUAACUCUGACAUUUCCAUCUUUAGUGUUGCACUUUUUAUUUGUAUCAACAGUUUUAUGCAUGUACUGGACAUGUAUUUCAAUUAAAUAUCUGCUUUGGAUGGUUAAGUUACUUAAGUAUGAUUUGUUAAUUAUCGAUCCUAACUUGAGUUUGCGG
Molecule: messenger RNA, 1803 nt
Organism: Cuscuta europaea
Lineage: Eukaryota; Viridiplantae; Streptophyta; Magnoliopsida; Solanales; Convolvulaceae
Source: the annotation of a GenBank genome assembly